CAGUGUAUUGCAAAAUGCAAACUAGAAAAAUAAAGAAUCCGAUCCAAUAGCAAACAAUUUCGUGGAUCGUGGAAUUGGAGUUCAUAACAUUAAAGAUUAAUAAGAGUUUUUAUACAUAUUUUUGUAAUACAUAUUUGCUUGUUGUGUAAUUAGCACAAUAUAUUGUAAAAGUGGUUAAUAGUUCAGUGAAAUAUAAAUAAGUUUUCCUGUUUUAUACAAUUAUGUGCGGCACCGACAAAAAACUAGGCGAAAUGAGGGCUUUGAUCUUAGUUGGUGGUUACGGGACUCGAUUGAGACCUUUGACUUUAAGUAGGCCAAAGCCUUUGGUCGAGUUUGCAAAUAAACCAAUUCUAUUACAUCAAAUAGAAGCUUUGGUGGAGGCUGGAGUAACACAGGUCAUAUUAGCUGUGUCAUACAGAGCAGAGGAUAUGGAAAAGGAAUUAACAGAGAAAGUGGCCAAACUAGGUGUGUCCCUAACAUUUUCCCAUGAAGUGGAACCUCUGGGCACAGCGGGGCCCAUAGCCCUGGCGAAAAACCUAUUGAGCAAGAGCUCCGAGCCAUUCUUUGUUCUAAAUUCGGACAUCAUAUGUGAUUUUCCUUUCAAAGAACUUUACAAAUUUCAUAAAUCACAUGGAAAGGAGGGAACAAUAGUAGUUACAAAGGUAGAGGAGCCAUCUAAAUACGGAGUUGUUGUAUAUAAAGAGGAUGGACAGAUUGAGAGCUUCGUGGAGAAACCACAGGAGUUUAUUUCCAAUAAAAUUAAUGCUGGCAUGUACAUUCUAAACCCAUCAGUCCUGAGCAGAAUAGAGCUGCGGCCCAUGUCGAUAGAAAAGGAGGUGUUCCCGUUCAUGGCGAAGGAUGGGCAGCUGCUAGCCAUGGAGCUGCAGGGCUUCUGGAUGGACGUGGGCCAGCCGAAAGACUUCCUUACUGGAAUGUGCCUUUACCUAAACAGCUUGCGUCAAAAGGAAUCAAACAAGUUGUACGACGGUCCGGGUGUGGUGGGUAACGUGCUGAUCGACCCGACGGCGACUAUCGGCAAGGGCUGCCGGAUUGGACCCAACGUGACUAUCGGGCCUGGAGUUGUCAUUGAAGAUGGUGCAUGCAUAAAGCGCAGCACAAUCCUCCGCAGCGCCUGCGUCAGACAGCACGCGUGGCUCGACAGCUGCAUCAUCGGCUGGCGCUCCGUCGUGGGCCGCUGGGUCCGCAUGGAGAACUGCACCGUACUCGGCGAAGACGUCAUCGUGAAGGACGAGCUUUACGUCAACGGCGGGCAAGUGUUGCCACAUAAAAGCAUCGCGUUGUCUGUGCCCGAACCACAGAUUAUAAUGUAACGAGCGUUUGUAAAGGCCGGUACAGACGGGAUGCAAUUUGUUUGGGAAGUGUAAUAAUUUCAAAUGCGAUUUAUAUUGCUUGUGAAUUUAAUAAAUGAAAUGAAAUGUACGGUUUCCAUGUAAAUUGCCUGCAGAUUAUAGUCCGUUUGUACCGACUGUAAGAGCUGCGAAGUUUUAAGUUUUUUUUUGUUGGCUUCUGAAUUCGCAUGAAAUCAGCGUCAUACUUCACGAAGACGUUCGGUGAAUUAACUUUCUCUUGCCACUCGUUGGCAUAUUAUAACGUCUUUGUAACUAAUAACUUCCAUGGUGACAAGUGAGAAAUCGUCUCAAUUGCGUGAAACUUGCCUUAAAAGCUCUUAAAGCCUAACCAGAAAUGUAUGAUUAUUGUCAGGAGGGCGCUGUUAUUCUGAUGUAUGGGGUAUUGGGGUGACAGUUCAGUUAGUAUGAAGAAAAUAGUUCUCAUGAAAUUCCGCAAGAUGGCGCGUAGUCAUAUAUUUCUGGUCAGGGUUUACACGGUUAUUUGAUUUCACUAGUAGGUACUUACUGUUGUUGCAUAUUAGUGCAUAUAGAGGUCCAAAUACAAUACAUACAUUUUUUUUCGCAGUUCUUACAUAAGUUCAUAAGAAUCAUAAGAGAGAUACUAAUUUAGUCUCAAAAUGUGAAUCGAUAUUUGUAUAAUAUGCUUUUACAAUUAUUUAAAGACAAUACUAUUUUUAUUUUUUCAUUAGAUAUUAUAUAACUUUCACAGUAAGAAAGUUGACUGCGAGAGAGAAUUAUAAUUAUAUUAUUUUUAGCUUUAUUGUAGUUUUAAUAAUUUGUACCUAGAACUUGUUUCUUAAAAAGAUGCAUUGUCAUAUAUUUACAAUAGUAAUUUAAUUUGUAUUUUUAUAGUAUAAAUAUCAUAUUUUUUGUUUUGUUUUUACUAUAAUUACGUUUUGUUCCAAUGUAAUGAUAAACUGAAUAGCUAGCUUUUUAGAUUGCCCUAAUAAAUUGAGAUAUGGUCUUUGAUAAAUGAUAUUUUAACUUUUUAAGUAUAGGUACGAUUAUCUCUUAAAUAAGAGCAAUGGCAGUACCAUUUUUAAAAGAAACUGUUAUCUAAUUUUGAUCUUACAUUUUACCCUACUCGGAUGCUAGUAGGAUUAAAUUCCAUACAUUUUAAUUUAUAUUAUUUUAACAAACUUGUAACAUUCCGUUGUAAGUUUUUGCGCUGGUAUGUUGUUCUUGCAUAUUGCUAUUAAAUGUGGAAAAGAUGUACAGGUUUUCAAAUAAUCUUACCCCUAAUAAUAAUGUAUGGAGCCUUGAAGACCCAUCUACAUCAACUCUGCCAAAUAGCAGUUUUUUACAGUACAUCUUGUCUACAAUUAAAACUCUUAUUUCUAAAGUACAAACGAAAUUAUGAAUAAAUAAUCCUGAAUUGUAGGAUUUUUCUUGUAACUACAAUAAUGGCAAUAAACUGCCGUUUUACACCAAAAUUAGAUGUAAUUACUCCUAAGUAAAAUAAUAAAAAGUAAAUAAAUAUAUCAUUUGAACUGAAAAAGUUAGUACGUA
Leguminivora glycinivorella is the source of this 2879-nucleotide messenger RNA. RefSeq names its product mannose-1-phosphate guanyltransferase beta (gene Gmppb). The transcript has 6 exons. Gene Ontology annotation, molecular function: GTP binding; mannose-1-phosphate guanylyltransferase (GTP) activity. Gene Ontology annotation, biological process: GDP-mannose biosynthetic process; cell wall mannoprotein biosynthetic process. NCBI's taxonomy places the organism in Eukaryota, Metazoa, Arthropoda, Insecta, Lepidoptera, Tortricidae. Bases 222 to 1331 code for a protein of 369 amino acids. Gene Ontology annotation, cellular component: cytoplasm. The record is from RefSeq and is a predicted model, not a curated record.